GUUCUGCAGGUAUUUUUUUUCCAUCAAAAGAUUACACCAUAUUAAUAAGAAAUUAUUUGGUGUUAUGUUUUGGAUGCAUAAACUUCAGGUCAAAAGAUUUGAUAAACCCUCUACUUUUUUUUGUUCUACAGCAUGGACAAGGAAUUUCCAGAGCAGUGAGGCACAUCGAAUCGAUGAUAAGGAUGUCUGAAGCCCAUCCAAGGAUGCAUCUUAGACAACAUAUUACUCAAGAAGAUGUAGAUAUGGCAAUUCAUGUCCUUCUGGAUUCAUUUAUAAAAGCAUUGCAAACGGCUAUUCCAACGGAGAAGAAUCUCAAAUUUCUCCUGCAAAAAAUGCGGAAACAAAGUGAUGUUAACAAUCUAGGAAGAAUUAUGUUGCUGAAGGUACUUCAAUUUUACAUCCUUAUAAAUGGUGAUUCAAUUCUUCAUGUUGGGCCCGUGCUAACACGGGCCAUGCCCCUCUAGUGUAUUUAUAUAUGGAAGAUAUGUUUUAUGAUAUAUGAUGAAUUAGUCCAGA
Messenger RNA from Capsicum annuum, 516 nucleotides. Its product is annotated as DNA replication licensing factor MCM2-like. The record is from RefSeq and is a predicted model, not a curated record. Lineage: Eukaryota; Viridiplantae; Streptophyta; Magnoliopsida; Solanales; Solanaceae. The transcript is spliced from 3 exons. The coding region runs from base 174 to 464 and encodes 96 amino acids.